AUGCCAACAGAAGAAUUUGAAAAAGUUAAACGCAAUGUUGGUAAUUUAAUAUCACCAAAUGGAUUUUUUUCAACUUCAAGAUAUCUCAAUAUCGUUUUAGGCUUUAUUGCCGGCUGUGAAAGUACAGCUGAAAAAAUAGCUGUUUUAUUUGAAAUUACUGUUGAUUCUCAACUUGAUUCCGUUAUUUUUGCUGACAUUCAUACAUACAGUCGAAUGCCUGAAGAGAGAGAAGUUUUGUUUAGCUUAGGAGCCGUAUUUAUUAUUACACAUGUGAAAUAUAAUUCGGAUAUAAAUGUAUGGAAAAUUUAUCUAAAAGCAACUGAUGAAGGAUCGAAACAAAAAAGUGAGUAUUUAAAGUUAAUACAAAAAUAA
This is a messenger RNA of Rotaria sordida, 372 nucleotides long. The record is from the annotation of a GenBank genome assembly. NCBI's taxonomy places the organism in Eukaryota, Metazoa, Rotifera, Eurotatoria, Philodinida, Philodinidae.